This is a messenger RNA of Baudoinia panamericana UAMH 10762, 695 nucleotides long. RefSeq lists its product as uncharacterized. The transcript has a single exon. NCBI's taxonomy places the organism in Eukaryota, Fungi, Ascomycota, Dothideomycetes, Mycosphaerellales, Teratosphaeriaceae. Bases 157 to 519 code for a protein of 120 amino acids. The record is from RefSeq and is a predicted model, not a curated record.
GCUUUCUCGCAUCUGGUCCGAGCGCGAGUAGGGAGGGAGAUUGGAUCGGACGUAAAGCUCUAGUUCGUCUCCAAGAGCAAGCGUAUCGAAUGCGCAAGUGUACGCUCACCCAAUAGAUGGUCACGAAGCGAACACAGUAACCCACCCUUCGCUUCCAUGAGGUGUAUGCCAAUUCUAACCAGGCUGCGACUAGCGCUGCUUCUCGAACCACUGCCACAUCGUUACGUUCAUUUGCUACAACACCGGCGUCAGCGACAGUCCAGACUGCUCUCUCGUCAGCGGCACCGAUAUCCCAGGAGGACCCUCCCCCGCAGUGAUUGCUGGCAUCCCUAUAGCUGCUGUAGUGGGCUUCCAGCUGCUCGCACGGGCUGUCACACAAGUGUUGUUGCGCUGAGGACACCGCGCAAGACCAGCAGCGCCGCCGCAGCCGGCAACAUCAUCUCGCCCCUCGGAGAUGGCCGUCGCCGAACCAGCGAUUCACGAAGUCGAAGGCCACCGGAAGCCGCACGGCCUGUUUGAGGUUAAGGAGCUGGACAAUCAGAGUCGCAUGGCUGAGACGAGUUCGAACAGGCCAAGAGUGGAGCCGCCCGGCCACGUGCAAGACUAAGUAAUUAUCGUGUGCCAUCAACUGCAUUACUAUCAAGGAGGUCCGGUACUGUGUCUCAGAGUGGUGAUUGUUAGCAGCGUCGCUAUAC